CGCCGGUGCGUGCCCAAAACAAGCAAGCGCAGCGUAGAGGCGCCAACGCGCGAGGAGCGGUGGGAAGUGGGAUGGCGGCGGCCAUGGACAUGGAGGACGACGAGGACAUCUGGGGGGACGCCGCCAGCAGCCCCAGCGCGGUUCCGCCGCAGCCGCUCGCCGCGGCCGCGGCCUCCCCUUGCGGCGCCUUCAUCUCCACGCAGCUCAGCCUCAGCUCCCGCCUCCACCUCCUCUCCACCGCGGGCGGCUCCUCCGCCGGCAUCUACGCCGCGGACGGCGGGCGCCGCCACAUGGACCUCGGCGCCGGCUUCCGCAAUGCCGCCGCGUCCCCGGCGCCCUUCUUCUCCGCCUACAACCCCGACGCCGGCGCCGCCCGCAGCGCGCUCGAGGACGAGAUGUGCCUCGGCCCCGGCGCGGCGGCGGCCGCCUGGGCCGGGGCCGGGGCCGGGGCCGGAGGCUCCGACCGCCGCAAGAAGCGCAUGAUCAAGAACCGCGAGUCCGCGGCGCGCUCCCGCGCGCGCAAGCAGGCCUACGUCCGCGAGCUGGAGCAGGAGGUGCAGCUCCUGCAGCAGGAGAACGAGAGCCUCCGCGUCAAGUACGAGCAGCUGAGGGCGUCCGUGGAGGUGGCGGUGCCGGUGAAGAAGACUCUGCAGAGGAUGCCGUCCGCGCCAUUUUGAGGACGACGGCGAGGAGAUCGAUCGAUGGAUGGAUCGAAGCAGGCGGUUGCUCUUCUCCUUUUGAGGCGAUCCAGUGAUCGAUCGUGGUUUCAAGUAAUUAGUGAGUGCUGCUCGACAACUACUCACAUAGCUUCAAUUGAUAUGCCGCAGCCAGUAGUGCUCUGCAUCUGCUGCUACUCUACCUAGCUCGCCGUGCGUGUACAAACAUCAAGUCAUGUUCAACCUCGCCCAGGGCGCGUACUAGCUACUAGCUUUUGCCUUGAACCUUGAUCCAUCUGCACAAUGGCAGCUGCCUAGCUAGAAGAGGCGUCCUGCUGGCUGCCAUAUAUACUUAUGUGUGUAGCUUGUCGCGUGGGAUUAGGCAGAAAGAUGAUGGGCUGCUUGUACAAAUGUGGUAACUAUUGCUUCCUGGAACAAUGUCAUUUCGGGGCGCAAGAAAGAAAGAACAAUCCAGGAAGCUAGCUAGUCUCUUCCUGUUUUCCUCUUCCA
Messenger RNA from Panicum virgatum (switchgrass), 1166 nucleotides. RefSeq names its product ABSCISIC ACID-INSENSITIVE 5-like protein 2. Gene Ontology annotation, cellular component: nucleus. Bases 72 to 677 code for a protein of 201 amino acids. Gene Ontology annotation, molecular function: DNA-binding transcription factor activity. Gene Ontology annotation, biological process: positive regulation of DNA-templated transcription. The transcript is spliced from 2 exons. NCBI's taxonomy places the organism in Eukaryota, Viridiplantae, Streptophyta, Magnoliopsida, Poales, Poaceae. The record is from RefSeq and is a predicted model, not a curated record.